AUGGAGGCUCCAAGGAAUCGAAAGCAGCGCCGUGCUGCCGCUGCAACUAUGAACACAGCUUCCGGCGAGCCAGAUAUCCCCCUCGCUCUUCCAGAACGCGGCGAUCCGAGCAAGAAGAGCAGCGAGCCAACACUUUAUGACAUCAUUGAGAAGCGCCAAAAGGAGCUCCUUAAGCAACAAGAAAGCUCAGGGAAAGCCCCGGCACCAGCAUUGGGCAAAGGAAUGCCCUCAAAAACAACCGGCACCCGAUAUGUGACCGUCGACGCGUCGGGGAACCUGGUGGAUGCCGACGGCAAUAUUGAGAGCGAGAUCUCCAAGAACAUGGGCACACAAAAAGCCAAACGAGGCCGCAAAGCACAAGCAAAAGACGUCAACGAAGAACCCGAACUCGAAAUAGACAAGCCCUUACCUCCUUUACUCGAUACAAUCCUCCUCGCAAUCCCUCUCACGACCCUCCACCUCACCCUCGCCUACCUCGCCGCACACCAAUAUGCUGAAUCCAUCAACCUUCCCGGCCUCAUCAAAGAGUCGAUUUUCAUCACAUUCCCGCUCCUAAUUUUCCUCGUCCACUUUGUCCAUGGCCAUAUCGUCUCUUUCAAACUACAUACCAGCCUGGGCUUCCUCGCAGCACAGCCAGUCUCGGUCCUCCCUCUCACGCGCGACAAGUUUACACUCUCCUUCCUGCGGCGUCUGGUCUUCCCACCGACUCUCCGGACUAUCAUUCUGCUUCCUAUCGCAGCACUAUUGGGGGCGCAUCUUAUUACUGUCACAAAUGGGGAGCCAUACUAUGCUGUUAUGAAGAAAGCGCCGGCGUAUGGCACUAUGUGGAUUUGGUGUAUUUUGGAGAUGUCUUUUGGACCAGCACUUCUUGGGGCACUGGGGCCCUUGAUUUGGGGGGUUUAUUGGAUGGGAUACGGCAUUUUUUGA
Penicillium subrubescens is the source of this 927-nucleotide messenger RNA. RefSeq lists its product as uncharacterized. The transcript has a single exon. The coding region runs from base 1 to 927 and encodes 308 amino acids. The record is from RefSeq and is a predicted model, not a curated record. Lineage: Eukaryota; Fungi; Ascomycota; Eurotiomycetes; Eurotiales; Aspergillaceae.